Messenger RNA from Didymodactylos carnosus, 1994 nucleotides. The record is from the annotation of a GenBank genome assembly. Lineage: Eukaryota; Metazoa; Rotifera; Eurotatoria; Philodinida; Philodinidae.
CAAAGGCAUCGAUUAGAAGUUCGCUGAGAUGUUGUGAUGGUAAGUGGACUAACUAAGGAAAAGCGUGAUAGUGCGCUUCGCCCAGUAAUGAUUUUGUGAAACAAGAUUAGUCUAAAGUCCUCCCUUGCGAUGGUCUCUGGUCCAUACGUAUUAACACCCUUUGACUUUUUGACGUUUUUUUAUAAAUCUAAGUACAUUUAAUAUAAUUGAAAAAUUUUAAUAAAAAUAUAUUUAAAUAUUUUAUUAAAACCCCUUGACUGUUAAGUUUAUUUUCUUCGUUCCUUGAUCCGUUACUCUUGUUUGUUUUUGUUCUCUUUCUAAUUAACAAACUGAUAUUUACCUUGUUUGACUUUUUUCCUUCCUAUUACACAAUUUCAAGAACGAGCGACAUAGUCUAUAGGAAACAUCAGAGUCAGUAGAGUGAGCUCCAAUAGGUGCAGGAUAUUAGAGCCGACCCAUGGCAUACAGGGAAAACAGAGUUAAGGAACUAUAGUCUGCAUUUUUUUCCAUAAAAAUUACUCUGACGAGUAUACUCGUCGUUAACAGUCAAGUGGUUUUAAAUAUAUUUUAAUAUAAAAAAAAAAAUAAAUAAAAAAAUAAUAAAAAGAAAAAUUCUUCAGUUAUAUUAAAUAUACUUAGUCUACACCUGUACACUAUUCAACUAUGUCAAAAAAUAUCGGUGUAUUGCUAUUGUUCCUAGUUCUUGUCAGCAUCAUCUUUUUCUUUCAGAAAGUUAUUAUUUAUUUUGUUUACAUGACUAAAAACGAGGAAAAUUCAAAUUUGAGUUUUGUUAUUCGUCGGUCAAUUGUGGUACGUUUCUUCAUCACUAGAUACCUGCCCUCUCUACAUAAACUCCUUUUCAGGCAGGCUCUUUAGCUGGUUGUGUUGUGGAUUUAUCUCUGUAUCCAAUUGAUACAAUAAAAACACGUUUACAAUCGAAUCUGAGAAGAACGGGACAAGAUACCAAAAUCUUGAAAUCUCUUUAUGCUGGAGUAGGAUCUGUAAUUAUUGGCAGUGCACCAUCAUCUGCCCUAUUCUUUACUUCCUACGAUUUAUGCAAACGGCAAUUAAAUCCAUUAUUUGAUGAAAAAUAUUUAUUUCAGCUACACAUGCUAGCUGCUACAGUUGGUGAAAUCACCGCUUGUUUGAUUCGCGUUCCAGUUGAAGUUGUCAAACAACGAGCACAAGUUAAUAGUGGCUUACAACUAAUAAAUAUAGCCAGAACGACAAUAUCUAAUGAAGGUAUUGGUGGACUUUAUCGUGGUUAUAUAGCAACUGUUGCAAGAGAAAUUCCAUUUUCAAUGCUUCAAUUUCCAUUAUGGGAAUAUUUCAAGAGAGUAUGGCGUAAAAGACAAGUAAAAGAGCUUGAACCGUGGAAAGGAGCUGUAUGCGGUUCGUUAGCAGGUGGCAUAUCUGCCUGUAUAACAACACCACUCGAUGUAGCGAAAACAAGAAUUAUGUUAGCGAAUCGAGAACAUGUUGAUGCUAAAAGUAAUUCAUUAUCAGUAAUCUCGAACAUAGCAAAACAAGAAGGAUUUCUCAGUAAGAUAACACGUAAAUUCUCAAUAUCGCAGAUGAUUCUACUAUUCACGAAAGUAUUUGUUUUAUGUUCUUAUUUAUUUACAAAUGUUGAACUACGAAGAAUAGAUGAAAGUAGUGAAGAUAUUACUAGCGAAGAAGAAAAUGAUAAUCAACAUUUCAAUGAUAUUGUUUCUCGAUCCCUUUAUUAUGUUUUACCAAGUGAUCCGCUAACACUGAAUCAAAUACAGCUUGGACAAGUAUCCGGUUUAGCGGCAUGUGUUAAAAAUUCAAAUCAAUUGAUUGUAUUUCAACGUGGUUCUAGAGAAUGGACAUCAGAAUCGUUUCCCGAUGGUAAAAACUUUGCCAGAGAAAAAUUUGGUGUUAUCAAAGAAAAUACAAUAUUAACAGUAAAUACAAACAAUGGUGAAAUAAUUAAUCAGUGGGGAAAUAAGACAGCAUCAAAAGUUACAUAA